This is a messenger RNA of Diospyros lotus (date-plum), 2933 nucleotides long. RefSeq names its product phospholipase A1 PLIP2, chloroplastic-like. The coding region runs from base 356 to 2692 and encodes 778 amino acids. NCBI's taxonomy places the organism in Eukaryota, Viridiplantae, Streptophyta, Magnoliopsida, Ericales, Ebenaceae. The record is from RefSeq and is a predicted model, not a curated record. Gene Ontology annotation, molecular function: glycerophospholipid phospholipase A1 activity. The transcript has 5 exons. Gene Ontology annotation, biological process: lipid metabolic process.
UUCGUCUUUCCAGGGAAAAAGGGGAGAAGAGGCCGUGAAGUUUGGAAACCUGUUGUUGGGUGAACAACGCAGAGAAACCCCUCUUCAUACCCUUUAAAUGUUCGUCCCCUCCAUUCCUCUCUCUUCCUCGAUUUUCUUCUUCUUUUUAAUUCUUUGCGGAUUGUAAUCAUAAAUCCAGGGAAGAAGAAGCCUCCAGUCCAAAGAUCGUGGAUCAAGUGUACGCCAUACGCCCCGGAGCUGCUCCUUAUCAACGUCUCUCCUUCGAUUUUAUUGGGAAACCGUUCGUAUAUAUGUACUUGUAUAGCGAUCUAUACGUGUAAAUCAGAAACGGCGAAACAACAGAGAGAGUUCGAGAAUGGACGGUCUGUGUUUAAAGGCUGGGAUCCACGGUGUAACGUCGCAGAUCGCCGUCGCCGGUGGGGGUCUCGAUGUCCGUACGAAUCCAUCUCACAUUGCCGCCGCCGUGGGGAGGACGGCGGCGGCCGGUAACGGGAUUUCGGUUGAGAAACCGACCGUCUCCGGGGCGCCGCCCCCGUGGAGGACAGCGCCGUGGGGGUUUUCAUUCAAGUAUCCACUCAGAUCUCUGUGGCCCGGAGGCGGCAGGAGGCGCGACGCCAUCGCUCUGGACGAGCCUGUUUUGGUUGAGGAGAAAGAACAGGAGAAAGGAGGCGGAGAAGCUGUUGGCGAUGAAGAGGGUGAGGCCGGGGAACGGGAAAUCGGGAAUUGGGUUUUGAAGAUUCUUCACGUCCAGUCUACGUGGCGGGAGGAAGGAAAGCGUGGGGUUGAAGAAGAAUUGAGAGGAGAGGAGGAGGCAGAAGAGAAUGGAGCUGUUGAUGAUGAUCAUAGAAGUGAAUGUUCUACAGAUGACAGCGAUGAAGGGGGUGAUGUAUGUAGAGUUGAUGACGACGACAAAAUUGAGAUCGACAGGGAUACGUUUUCAAAGCUGCUUCGGAGGGUUUCCCUGACCGACGCAAGGCUGUAUGCUCGAAUGUCGUAUUUGGGAAAUUUGGCUUAUGCCAUUCCCCAGAUUAAGCCAGGGAAGCUGUUGAAGUUUCAUGGUUUGCGGUUUGUAACUUCAUCAGUGGAGAAGAAAGAAUUGACCAUGAAAUCUGAGGUGGAGAAGGUCCCUGGUGAAGAGAAGAAAGAAUUGACCAUGAAAUCCGAGGAGGAGAAGGUCCCUGGUGAAGAGAAGAAAGAAUUGACCAUGAAAUCUCAGGUGGAGAAGGUCCCUGGUGAAGUUAAAGAAGCAGAAAAAGCCUUGAAGGAGCCAGAGAAAGGCAAGGAGCAGAAGAAUGAAGAGAGUCGAAUAAGUGCAUUGACUGCUUACCGGAUUGCUGCUUCUGCUGCAUCUUAUCUUCAUUAUCAUACAAAGAGCAUCCUUCCUUUCAGAUCUUCUAAAUCUGAGGAAAAAGGAUAUUUGCAUGAAAGAAGCAAUGGAGUCGGUUGCAAUGCCAAUAUAAUGGACAAUGAGGUGGCCUCUCUCAUGGCAACCACUGACUCUGUGACUGCUGUGGUUGCUGCAAAGGAGGAAGUGAAACAGGCCUUUGCAGAUGAUUUGAAGUCAACACAUUCAUCACCGUGUGAAUGGUUCAUAUGUGAUGAUGAUCUCAGUAGGACAAGAUUCUUCGUUAUUCAGGGCUCUGAGACACUUUCAUCGUGGCAAGCCAAUUUACUGUUUGAGCCCACUCAGUUUGAGGGACUUGAUGUACUUGUGCAUAGAGGUAUAUACGAAGCUGCUAAAGGGAUCUAUGAACAAAUGUUGCCUGAAGUGCGUGCACACCUUAAAUGUCAUGGUGAUCGGGCCACCUUCCGUUUCACAGGUCAUUCUCUAGGCGGAGGCUUGUCAUUGCUUGUGAAUCUGAUGUUGCUUAUUAGGGGUGAAGCCCCACCUUCUUCAUUACUUCCUGUUAUCACAUUUGGUGCACCAUCAAUCAUGUGUGGAGGGGAUCGGUUGCUCAAGGAGCUUGGAUUGCCUCGGAGUCAUGUUCAGUCAAUCACCAUGCAUCGUGAUAUUGUGCCCCGUGCUUUCUCUUGUAAUUAUCCUAGUCACGUGGCUGAGCUUCUUAAGGCUGUCAAUGGGAACUUCAGGAAUCAUCCAUGUCUUAAUAAUCAGAGACUAUUGUAUGCUCCGAUGGGGGAGUUUCUGAUUCUACAACCCGAUGAGAAAUUUUCUCCAAACCACGAUCUUCUUCCUUCAGGCAGUGGACUAUAUAUACUAAGCUGUUCGGUCCCAGAUGCUAACGAGGCAGAGAAACGACGCCGGGCUGCUAGGUCCGUCUUCUUGAAUUCACCCCACCCACUUGAGAUUUUGAGCGACCGCGCUGCAUAUGGUUCCGAGGGGACCAUUCAAAGAGACCAUGACAUGAACUCUUACCUAAAAUCUGUUCGGAAUGUGAUCCGCCAGGAGCUCAACCUCAUCAGGAAGGCAAGACGGGAACAUCGCCGAAGAGUUUGGUGGCCACUUGUAGAGCUGCACGGCGCUAAUACCGGUGUCAUUAUGGGGAGGCCCAUCGCGUCAAGCAAUGUGGGCCGAGACCAGUCAAGCUUCUCCGGCAUCUUACAGACCGGGAGGGAGUCCUUGAAACGUUUUACCAGGCUUGUUGCAUCACAGCACAUGCAUCUGCUCGUGGUACUCAUGUUCCCUGCUCGGUUGUUGCUUCUUGGGACAUACAGUGUGGCCAACUUCCAUUGAAUAAUUUGAAUGGACAGCGCACAUCGGGUGCCCCAUAAUAAUAUGCAGUGUUGAACUACUACUGUAGAGGCGGAGGCAUGUGGCUGGUAGAUGAGGUAGACGAUUCUUUAUUCAUUGGUUAUCAAUCAUCAUAGAAGCAGUUCAUCUUUGCCAUUCUUGUAUUGUACAUGGGGAAUCCCAGAUCGCAUGUAGAAAAACAAACAUUUGACUGUCAAUGAAUACAAAUUAAGUAAUGGAUUUA